AUGAAUACAUCCUCUGGCCAGCUUUCGUCCGCGGACCUCACUAGCGGAACUUCUUCACUUCACGAAAAGACUGACGGCAUCCAGAUCUUCACCUGGGACGGCCCUGACGACAAACGAUGCCCACGCAACUGGUCUGAGAAGCGCAAGUGGUUGAUUUCCUCCAUCAGCCUGAUCGGAACAUUCAUCCUCCCUCUCAACGGGACCGGCAUCACCAUCGCUGCGGACGAACUCGCCGCCGAAUUCAAUGUCGUCGAUUCAGCUUGGUUCACCCAGACCUACUGGAUCGUUACUUCCUGGAGCGCAGGAGGUGCCUUGUUCGUCAUCUUCUGCAUGCCAUUGCUCGAGGAACUGGGUGUCAGACGAACCUAUCUGCUGUUCUACAUCUUCUUCAUCCUCAUGGUCAUUCCUCAGGCCGUUGCACAGAACUACGAAACACUGAUCAUCACACGCUUCUUCUCUGGUGGUUGUGCUGCAUUCCUUGCCAAUGCCAUCUCGAGCAUCAUCCCAGACCUUUGGGCAACGGACAAGAAGCGCAGCGUGCCUGUUGCCAUCUACAUCCUGCUCUAUGUGGUGGGCAACUCAUUCGGGCCCACCAUCUUCGCGGCAGUCAUCCCAGCCACGGGAAACUGGAGGUGGGUCUUCUACAUCCAGCUCAUCGUCUACUGCGCCUUUCUUCCUGUCUUCGCUUUUGGCGUCAAAGAAACUCGCCACGACAUCCUCCUUCAGCGGUACGCAAAGCAGAUGAGAAAGGAGACUGGCCUUCAAAUCUACGCAUUCAGCGAGCUCGACAGAACACCAGCCUGGAAACGAAUUCUCAAAGCCCAGAUGAGACCCCUCUACCUCCUCUUCACGGAACCCCUCCUCUUCUUCUGCACGCUCUGGUCAGCUUUUGCCUUCGGCAAUGUCUUCGUCUUCACACAGUCAGUCGAGUUCGUUUUCAGCCAGGUGUACGGCUUCGACCAAGCCCAGUGUGGCUACCUUCAGUCAGCCAUCGUCAUCGGCGAAAUCUUUGGUUUCCUCGCCAACCUCUACAACAUCCGUCCAUAUCUCGAAUCUGCAAAGCGCAACAAAGAGCACCCUGGAGAACCCAUCCCUGAAGCUCGACUCUACGUCGCCAUCGUCGGCACAUUCGUUGGCAUCGUCGGCGGCAUGCUUGUCUACGCUUGGGCGACAUUCGCGGGUGGGCCUUGGAUCGCCCCAGCCAUCGGUCUGGGCCUGGUCGGCUUUGGCAUCCAAGUUGUCGUGGCUGCCGCAGCCGACUACAUCAUCGAUGCAUACGCCAUAUCAGGCUGGGCCGGCUCUGCCAUCAGCGCCGCGGCUGCCUGCGAGAACUUAUCGGCAGGCUUCCUGCCACUCUCCACCCAGGCCAUGUACACGCGACUGGGUGUCCACUGGGCGACCACGUUACUGGCGGGCAUCGCUCUCUUGGUCGGUCUCGCACCGGUGGUUUUCUUGUACUGCGGCGGGAAGAUGCGGGGGUCGUCGAAGUGCAAUCGGAAGGGCAGGGAGGAGUUGAAGCAAGAUGAGGAGAAGAAUUGA
Molecule: messenger RNA, 1539 nt
Organism: Zasmidium cellare ATCC 36951
Lineage: Eukaryota; Fungi; Ascomycota; Dothideomycetes; Mycosphaerellales; Mycosphaerellaceae
Exons: 2
Coding region: 1-1539 (512 amino acids)
Biological process (GO): transmembrane transport
Molecular function (GO): transmembrane transporter activity
Source: RefSeq, a predicted model, not a curated record